This is a messenger RNA of Molossus molossus (Pallas's mastiff bat), 5338 nucleotides long. RefSeq names its product SNF related kinase (gene SNRK). The record is from RefSeq and is a predicted model, not a curated record. Gene Ontology annotation, biological process: intracellular signal transduction; protein phosphorylation; microtubule cytoskeleton organization. The coding region runs from base 457 to 2754 and encodes 765 amino acids. NCBI's taxonomy places the organism in Eukaryota, Metazoa, Chordata, Mammalia, Chiroptera, Molossidae. Gene Ontology annotation, molecular function: ATP binding; tau-protein kinase activity; protein serine/threonine kinase activity. The transcript has 7 exons. Gene Ontology annotation, cellular component: cytoplasm.
GAUGUCAAUGUCUCAGACUCUGGCCUCACCAGUGAACACUGGAAGUGUAUUGUCUGCACUGAUGAGCACACUGUCCACACUGGGUCACUUCCUCAUCUGUUUUCUGCACAUCUGUUUUGGGUAGAGGCCUUGUAUCCCAUGGGAAACCAUUUGUUGCUGGUGGUAUGGGAGAAACCCAUCGAAAGAGGAUUUCUGCUCUACCUUCCCUGAACAUUUACUUCUCUGCUGUCACUUCCAGAGCCUCCUGAGAUUCUGCUUUGGCACCUCCAGAAUUUGGCCUCUGCUCAGGAGAAAGAAGCAACUAAGAAAACACAGAAAUAACAAGGAUUAUUCAGUCUGCAAUUUGCAGGCUGUCCAUGGCAACAUUGAAAAUGAGUUCCUUAUUUUCACCAGAUAUUCUUAUAUGAGAAGAUCCAUUUCAAAGAGUGUAAAUAUUUUUUCUUCUGUUGGCCCAGCAUGGCAGGAUUCAAGCGAGGAUAUGAUGGAAAGAUCGCUGGAUUAUAUGAUCUGGAUAAAACCUUGGGCCGAGGCCAUUUCGCAGUGGUGAAACUUGCCAGGCAUGUCUUCACCGGGGAAAAGGUGGCCGUGAAAGUUAUUGACAAGACAAAAUUGGACACACUAGCGACUGGCCAUCUCUUCCAAGAAGUGAGGUGCAUGAAACUGGUGCAGCACCCCAACAUCGUGCGCCUCUAUGAAGUGAUUGACACCCAGACCAAACUGUAUCUCAUUCUGGAACUUGGGGAUGGAGGAGACAUGUUCGAUUACAUAAUGAAACACGAGGAGGGUCUUAAUGAAGACUUGGCCAAGAAGUACUUUGCUCAGAUAGUUCAUGCUAUAUCUUAUUGCCAUAAACUCCAUGUGGUUCACAGGGACUUAAAACCCGAGAAUGUGGUCUUCUUUGAAAAACAAGGUCUUGUGAAGCUGACAGACUUUGGUUUCAGCAACAAAUUUCAGCCAGGGAAGAAGCUCACAACUAGCUGUGGAUCUCUCGCAUAUUCUGCUCCAGAAAUUCUGCUUGGUGACGAGUAUGAUGCCCCCGCAGUAGAUAUAUGGAGUCUGGGAGUGAUCCUUUUCAUGCUGGUGUGCGGGCAGCCUCCCUUUCAAGAGGCCAAUGACAGUGAAACGCUGACCAUGAUUAUGGAUUGUAAAUACACAGUGCCGUCCCAUGUGUCCAAAGAGUGCAAAGACCUGAUUACACGGAUGCUACAGAGAGAUCCCAAGAGAAGGGCCUCUUUAGAGGAGAUUGAAAACCAUCCUUGGCUUCAGGGCGUGGACCCUUCUCCAGCCACCAAGUAUAACAUCCCCCUCGUGUCGUACAAGAACCUCUCGGAGGAGGAGCACAACAGCAUCAUUCAGCGCAUGGUGCUCGGGGACAUCGCGGACCGAGACGCUAUCGUUGAAGCCCUGGAAACCAACAGGUACAACCACAUCACAGCCACGUACUUCCUGCUCGCGGAGCGGAUCCUGAGGGAGAAGCAGGAGAAGGAGAUCCAGACCAGGUCUGCAAGCCCCAGCAACAUCAAAGCCCAGUUUAGGCAGUCAUGGCCAACCAAGAUUGAUGUGCCCCAGGACCUUGAGGAUGACCUCACGGCCACUCCUUUGUCACACACGCCUGUCCCUCAGUCCCCUGCGCGGGCUGCUGACAAUGUCCUCAAUGGCCACAGGGGCAAGGGGCUCUGCGACUCGGCGAGGAAGGACGAGCUCCCCGAGCUGGCGGGCCCGGCGCUGUCCACCGUGCCGCCGGCCAGCUUGAAACCCGCGGCCAGCGGGCGGAAGUGUCUGUUCCGGGUGGAAGAAGACGAAGAGGAAGAUGAGGAGGACAAGAAGCCCAUGUCCCUCUCCACACAAGUAGUGCUGCGCCGGAAGCCGUCUGUGACCAACCGCCUGACCUCGAGGAAGAGCGCCCCUGUCCUGAACCAGAUCUUCGAGGAAGGGGAGUCGGACGACGAGUUCGACAUGGAUGAGAACCUGCCCCCCAAGCUGAGCAGGUUAAAGAUGAACAUCGCUUCCCCGGGGACGGUGCACAAACGCUACCACCGGAGGAAAAGCCAGGGCCGAGGCUCCAGCUGCAGCAGCUCGGAGACCAGCGACGACGACUCGGAGAGCCGCCGGCGGCUGGAUAAAGACGGCGGCUUCACCUACUCCUGGCACCGCAGGGACAGCAGCGAGGGGCCGCCAGGCAGCGAGGGCGACGGCGGGGGCCAGAGCAAGCCGAGCAACAGCAGCGGCGGGGCGGACAAGGCCAGCCCCAGCGAGAACAACGCGGGCGGGGGCAGCCCCUCGGGGGGCUCGGGGGGCGCCCCGGGUGGCACCUCGGGCAGCACGCGCCGCUGCGCCGGCCCCGCCAACUCCACACAGCUGGCCUCGCGCAGCGCUGGGGAGCUGGUCCAGAGUCUCAAGCUCAUGGGCCUCUGCCUGGGCUCCCAGCUCCACGGGGGCACCAAGUACAUUAUCGACCCACAGCACGGCCUGGCGUCCUCCAGCGUCAAGGUGCAGGAGAAGUCCGCGUGGAAAAUGUGCAUCAGCUCUGCGGGCAGCCCAGGCCAGGCCCCGGCCGUGGGCAGCAUCAAGAUUUUCUCUGACCGCUUGGCGGACAGCGCCGCCGAGUUAGAACGGAUAAAGAGCAAGAACCUGAAAAAUAACGUGCUCCAGCUACCUCUGUGCGAAAAGACCAUCUCGGUGAACAUCCAGCGGAACCCUAAGGAGGGGCUGCUGUGCGCCUCCAGCCAGGCCAGCUGCUGCCAUGUCAUCUGACUGCGGCGCCCGGGCCUCCUGCUCGGCGGGAAGCCGGCUCCCUCCUCGCUCCUCAGUUUGCUCUUUCCCGGCGGGCACUCUCCUCUGGUCCAUCUGUGCGCCUGGUGAUGACAGUGCAUGGUCCUUGUGCAUGCUGCUGCUAGACACCGCUCUCCUUUUCCAGCCGAGAAGGCUGUUUUGUCACUUUUACAUUCAUACUUUUAAUGGGGAUGAUCAGGAUGAAAUUAAAAUGUAUAUUUGGAACCUAAUAUAAAUGGAGCACUUAGAAAUUUCAUGUUCCGCACUUAACCUAGACAGAGAAAAAAUGCUUUUGUUUCCUUGUUGAAAAAUCUAAAUUCCUGUCCUGACCUUCUGUGAUGCGGAAACUCCGUGCGGAGGCACGCUGGUGUCUGAGACAGAACCAAAGCAAUAACGGUGUGAAGCCGACAGGCCCCGAGGCCGCGCGGGCAGAGCCCAGCCAGCGUCUGCGCGACGACUCAAACCCGAUUCCAACAUACCCACACCUUUGUCUUAAGCUAUAGUGUGAAGAAAGUUUGGGGCUCUUAAAAUUUAACUGAAAAAGAUUUUCUUGUUUUGUAAUAGGUGAGAUAUAAAGUACUUAGAUUUAUAAGGCAGCUUCCCCUGUAGUGGUAAAUUACAAGCAGACAAUCUUAUUUUGUAAUGUGAUAAAGUGAACUGAUGAUGUCUUAACUCUACUUAUAGAGUGUAUGUCUGUUUAACAGAACAAAAUGAUGCUCGGUGUGAAUUCCUUCCUGUAGGGCACAGCCCAGCGUUUCCUUUAGAACCAUGUAGAUAGAAGAAACUGGGGGGCCUGACAUGGAAGCAAAGGUGCACACACAGGUGGGCAAAGUCGCAGCCCCAUAAAUUACAAAACAAACAAAAACCCAUAUAUAUAUAUAUAUAUAUAUGAUUUUUCCGAGUUUGGUAAUUAGGUUCUGCCUAUUGUUAUUUCCAUUUUACAUCCUUUAGCUCAAUUAGCUAUGAAAAUUGGCUGAUCAGAAAAUACACACAAAAGGGUAGGAUUCGCACAUACAGCAAACCAAAAUGCACAAAGCCUGCUUCGUUUUUUGGGGGGUAGUGUUUGUUUUUGCUGGAAGUGAUUUUCAUUUUGCCUUCCUGCCAAAACAAUAGUCAAGAACUCUUGCUUUAAACUGUUCCUGUACAAAGACUACUUCUGACCAGAUAAUCAUCUUUCGUGACAUUGUAUCUGUAAGACACACAGUAUAUUGCAGAUUGCUGAUUUCGGAAGGGGCCAGAUGCUAGUUUUUUAUGCUGUGCCCUGGGAGGUCUUAAAAGCCAUGCUUAGCCACAUUGGCAGUAGGAUGUGGCUGGGCCCAGGGCCUUCCCACGCUCGGCCUCCAGUGAUGUCUCUAGGGACAGUCUCCUGGUCCGGACAAUGGUAGAGCACCAAAGGCAGCGUCCACUGGUCAUGGUUUCUCCAAGUAUACACUGAUCUUGCUACUUUAGUAUUCAUAUAUUUUACUCAGAACUCUGAAUUUCACUGUAUACUUACUAAACUAAGUAAAGAUGAUACUUAAAAUACUUUUAUUUUCUAGACCUAGGCUAGGUAUGUUUUAAGCUAUAGCUCUAGUUCAUUGUGAUAUUUAUAAUUGAAAGCUAUGAGAAUAGGUGUGUGGGUGAAGCCAUAGAACACAUUUGCUUGAAAUUCUUGAGCAGGGAUCUUAUAAAGGGCCAGAAAUAAGAUGUGUGGUUCACGUAGACAGUGAGCGUAACAUCUGUAUUAAACGUAGGAGAGAAGUUUAUAAAGGGCAUUGGCAAUAAACUCUUUGUUGCAGCUGUUUUACAAGUAAUGUAAAUACUCUUUCCUGUGAGUAUGUAUAGCCUUGGAAUGGCACCUUUUAACCCAUCUGUGUUGAGUUUUCAAUGGUUUUUUUUUUUUUUAUAUUCAGAUGUAUAUAUGGUGCUCACUUUAGGAUCAGCAGUGUUGACCAUUUAUGCUGCAUAGCUGUAUCAUAGCCUUAUUAGUUGUGUGGUUGGUUGGCCCUCUGGGUACACAGAUGUGAGUCUGAGUGGCGUCCUACUCAUUUGUUCCUCAGUGAAUGACUGUGCAUGUGUUGUAUGUCAUACUAUGUUGUCCCACAAAAGGGAGGGAGCGGAUAACCAUUACAUUAAGAUAAUAUUGGACCAAACUACUUACUUGCUCUAAACAGUUUCUUGUACCCCUUAACCUGUCUUCAGAAGUUGCAUAGAGUUACAGUAGUGUGUAAAUUAAAUAUUGUGGACAAUUAGUCUUGUAUUUUUCUGUAUGUGUGUGUGUAUAUAUAUACAUAUAUGUGUGUGUGUGUAUAUAUAUAUAUAUAUAUAUAAAAUUAUGUACUUCUGGCAAUUCUAUCUGUAUUUAAAGAUGUGACAAUCUUGACACCGAUUUUGAGAAUAGCUGUGAGACUGAAUCAAAUUAAAGGUAUUUCUGCCAAGUAAGAGUUGAUGUGUGUUAAGAGGGUACAGAAUCAUCAGCGGAUUUGGUCAGUUGAUGCUACUGCUGGUUGAUUUCCUCAUUGUGUAAACAUUGACAGGUAUGUGACAAAUGGGAAAAAGUCCAAACAAUAAAGUGGCAUAUUGGUGU